Messenger RNA from Phyllopteryx taeniolatus (common seadragon), 2253 nucleotides. It is a transcript of the gene tmem130, whose product is annotated as transmembrane protein 130. The record is from RefSeq and is a predicted model, not a curated record. The transcript has 9 exons. NCBI's taxonomy places the organism in Eukaryota, Metazoa, Chordata, Actinopteri, Syngnathiformes, Syngnathidae. Bases 442 to 1362 code for a protein of 306 amino acids.
ACAAAAGUGGCUGCUAGUUGCGGCGAGAAGCCACCAGCCCCCACCCUCUCAAUUGAAAUGCCUGAGCAGUCAAGGGCUGUUCACCUCCCCGUCUUGUCUUCUGGCACACCCCGGGAGGAACAAUGAGGAGGCAGGUAUGACUUCACAAUAAAAAAAAGUACAGAGUAGAAUUGAGAGAGAAAAAAAGGGAAACAGGUUCCUUGUUUUCUUUUCUUUUCUUUUCUCACUUUCUCUUCUCUGCCCCCCUGCCCCGUUCACUUCAGCUGAAACUGUGGGGCACAUGACUGCAAGUCAUGGUGGCAAUUUCAAGCCUUCAUCUAGAUGAUGACGGGAAUCUGAGAGGUCCUGUACACACAUUGCCUAUUCCUCGCCAUCUUCAUCCUCAGAAUUUGACUCCAGUUUUAGGUCCUCGAGAGCAUCCCAGGGAGGGGACCAGAAAACAUGGACAGAGCGCUGUUGUUUCUCCUGGUUGUCCUGGGUGUGGAGUGUGUCGAGCCUCUGACAGAUUCAGAAAAUAUUUCUGGGAAGCUGUUUUUUUAUCAAAUGGAUGGCAACGCCACCUAUGUGAGAGACACUGGAGAGCUGGCUUCAGAUAUCCCCACCGAGACUAUGUUCGAACUUUCUGAUCCCCAGCAAAAUUUCAGCAUGGCCAAAUUCAGCUACACUUGGGAUUUAGGGAACGGAGAGGUGAUCCAGGGGACUGAGCCUGUUGUCCGGUACCACUACGCCUUAUCUGGAAACUACACACUCCGGCUGAAAAUUGGAGUCAAUAUGACCCAAUCCACACCUCCAUUAACUGGAAUCUACUCCAAGGAUGUUCAAGUGCUUGAUGCCAUUAAAAGCAUUGAACUGAAGGGUCCCUCUGAUUAUGAAGUGUCACAGACCACUGGCCUGGCUUUUCAUGUGGAUGGGAGUCCCCCCAUGUGGGUGUGUUGGCGCUUCCUUCCCAAAUGCGAGCCCGACACGACGGGGGGCUGCACGCUGACCACGCUGUACGAGAACUCCUUGUGGCUCAACCACACCUUCACCUCGGCCGGCGUUCACUGCCUGAACAUCAGCGUCCGCAAUGACAUCAGCAAGCUGCAGACCUCCUUCAGUCUCUUCGUCAGGAAAAACAACACCGCCAAUAUGCUUUUCAUCCUGUCUUGCGCCACUAUCCUUGUGGCAACCUUCUCUUUCAUCACUGUCAUCGCCUGCCACCCUCGAUAUCACAACAGAUCUCAGAUCACAGUGUCCAGCAAUGCUUUGUUCCUGAAUAGGCACACUGAUGGCCACAGCAGAAUUGUUUUAAACGUGUCCCAUGUUGAAAGAGAAGAGAAAGAACCACUGUGGGGACAGAAUGCAACGCACUACUACGCUUAACCAUUCUCAUCUAUGAGUUCUUUUAUGGGGUCAUAUCUUAUUUGGAAAUUAUGAAACUAAAUGAAUGAAUUCAAAACGGCACAGGUAAUGUACAAACAACAGCAAUUUACUUCUAACUUACUAAUUUCACAGUACUCAGAAGCUAUUUGAAACUAGACAGUUGGUAUAAUUGGAGGGGAACAGGUGUACGUAUUUAAAAAAAAUCUGACAAGAACAAACAUAAAACAGACUCCGUUAGAGGAGUUAAACUGUGGAUGAUAAUGAACUGAAAACAUGUAGCACCCUUACUCUGUUUAAAAAGAAACAAGAGUGCCAAAUAAGUCAAAUUUGUACUUAGAAUUAGGGGUAAGACCCAAUAGUUUUUUUUAUUACUUCCCACUCCUAUUGAACAUAUACAUUUGUACAUUUAUUUUGUUUAUUUUUGUUUUGUUUAUAUUUCCUUUUAUUUUAUAACCGAUCUUGUGUUGAUUUGUUUUUGGAUAUGUUCAAUAAAGACAAUUAAAAAAAAAAAAAAGUACUAUAAAUAGUUAAACUGGAGCAGUCAGCAAGUUUGUAUUGUAUGUACUAUUGUGUCCCAUGGUUGUAUACCUGCUUUGUUCUAUGCUGUUUGAAUGAAUCAUUUAGUUAUAUACAGUAUGUUCACAAGGCUGCCAGGUCAUAUACCACGUGUGUAUUACAUUAUUUGUGUGACGUGACGACGAUCAAUUAGUGACCCACAGCGCUCAAGCUGAAUGCCUCAUGAAUUAUUAACUUUCAAAAAGGUCAUUUUACAGCAACGAGUGUUAGUAUAAGCUCAGUGGGAAGUGUUCAGUGACAUAUUUUUUGCAAACAUUUUCUUUCUCUUUGUGUAUUACUUGCAGAAAAAAAAGAAUAAAAGAUCUAUUUCUAGAA